Messenger RNA from Styela clava, 1856 nucleotides. RefSeq names its product mitogen-activated protein kinase kinase kinase 3-like. Gene Ontology annotation, molecular function: protein kinase activity; ATP binding. The record is from RefSeq and is a predicted model, not a curated record. Gene Ontology annotation, biological process: protein phosphorylation. Lineage: Eukaryota; Metazoa; Chordata; Ascidiacea; Stolidobranchia; Styelidae.
CUUGAGAGGAAGCCAAGGUUCCAGUGGUAGUAACAGCAACGGGAGUUAUGGAUCAAAUCAGUUUGUGGAGAAACUUGCAACAGACCUACUGUUUCUUGAAAUUUUACGAGUUGCGCUCAAUCAAGAUUCGAAUGAUGAUUCAGAUUCCGAAAAAACUGAGUAGUCCCAUCGAGAAAUUGCUCAUCCAUGGACCAGGAAGGAAAUGCUUGGAAGAGGUGCCUUUGGAGCCGUGUACGGAGCAGUAGACAAAAAUGGAUUUGAGUUUGCUGUAAAAGAAGUACCGAAGGAUGGAGUAGAAGAAAAGUCUCUUCGCGAAGAAGUGAAAGUGUUGGGAAAACUGUCGCAUACUAAUAUUGUGCAGUUUUAUGGGUGUGCUGGAGAUAAUCAGAAAAUCUACAUGUAUAUGGAAAUAAUGCAAGGUUCAAUUAAGGACAUCAUAGACAAUUCCGGAAAAACCAUUCCGCAAGGUCAGGCACGUAAAUAUACCAAGGAUCUAGUUCAAGGACUGGUGUAUUUGCAUCAGAACGGAGUAGUUCACAACGACAUCAAGUGUGCAAACGUUCUUUUGGAUUACAACGGAAUCGCUAAACUGGCUGACAUGGGAGUGUCAAAGAAACAUGAUCAAGAAACCCUGAUUAGCUAUACCGAUGAGCAAGUAGGCACUAUCGCGUGGAUGAGCCCCGAAGUAAGCGAAGGACGUGAUAGCGGGAAGAGAUCAGAUGUUUGGAGUAUGGGAUGUACUGUCUACGAAAUGCUCAAAGGCAAACCGCCUUUUGUUGAUCAACUUCCCGCGAUUCUUGUAUACACUGUUCUACCACAGUUGAUAAAGGCACUUGAGCACAGAAAACUGGUUGGUCGACAAGAAGACUUUUCGAUUUCGAUCAAGCGGUUCUUGCUGAGAAUAUUCGUCAGAAUGGAGGACAGGCCACUUUCUGAAAACAUUGCUAAAGACGAAUGGCUACAAUGAAGUCCUGAAAUCAGGCAACUGUACAUAUGCACAUAUUGAACUGUUUUCCAUGUAAAAUUUUACGUAUACGGCAGUGGUGCUGAAUCACGUUAUAGCAGAUGGAGAUCAACUGAAAACAUAAAUGAUUGACUAAAAUAGGAUUCGAAAGAUAUGAAAACGACGAAUUUCGUUUGGAAUUUAUCACACGAAGUAGCCUAUAAACCCGCUUCAAAUAGUAGAUCUUCAAGACGAAUAAGUAUAUUAAAUUUAUUACCUGAAUGUGAAGAACUGGUGGCGAUAUUCAAGUUCAUCCCAUAAGUUUUCCGUUUCACAUUCUAACACAUAUAAUAUAUAUAUUUGAUGUGAUCACAGAUUGAGAGCUUCUUACACAAGAAACAGAUUGUUUUCAUCAUUACUGUUUAAGUUUAAUACCUGCUUGACUUACACUGAAAUUCGUUACCAGAUGAUUCAGAAGCUAUAUAUAUAUAAGUUGUAGAUAAAGUUACACAGCUUUAGCAAUUCAUAUCAGUAAGCCUGUACCCAACAAUAACAAAAAUUUAGCAAAACGAUCAGUCUGGCGUGGGAGAUUGUUUUCUACUUUUGAACAAUGUGGAAACGUGGAAAAAACGUGAAGAACCACCAAUGAUCGUCAAAUUUCUCUCUCUUUCAUAGAUAACGACUACUGAACCCCAAGUAGUCCAUGCCGACAUUCUGGCCACCCCGUGGUGUUUUUAUCUGUACAAACAUGUUAUUUCCGAUGUAGAUACGCGUCGGCAUUCCACUUUUCAGUGAUGCCAUGCAACCUAGGCCUACUAUCCAGUUACGAACAGAAAAAUUGCCAUUUUAAUGGCGUGGCUGUGGCAAUGGUGUUUAUAAGCUGCAUAAAAAUGCAAGUGAUCUGAGUAAAUUU